Messenger RNA from Sinocyclocheilus grahami, 5441 nucleotides. Its product is annotated as ubiquitin carboxyl-terminal hydrolase 43-like. Lineage: Eukaryota; Metazoa; Chordata; Actinopteri; Cypriniformes; Cyprinidae. Bases 551 to 3916 code for a protein of 1121 amino acids. The record is from RefSeq and is a predicted model, not a curated record. Gene Ontology annotation, molecular function: cysteine-type deubiquitinase activity. Gene Ontology annotation, biological process: protein deubiquitination. The transcript is spliced from 15 exons.
UCAAAUACAACGUCUGUUUGAGUUUGGAGGGAAAAUAUUGAUGAGCAGCGAUGAAGCAGGUAAAUACAUUAAUUUCCACAUUCACUUCUCCAAAUACAAGUUCAAAGUAAACCAGGCUAAUAAGAUUCAUAGUGGGAGGGUAGAAAGCCCUGUAUCUACCAUUCAGACGCAUUUACUCCAACCAGAAGCCAGAGAAAGAGAGAGCGGGCGACAAACAGCCAGUAAUGGUCAUCCACACACAAGUAUGCAUGUAGGUGUGGUGUAAAGAACAAGAGUUGUGUCUGAAGCAUGGAGUUAAGCCCAGUGUAAUUCCAGGUGCGUACAAGAGCGUCAUGGAUAAAGCGAAACUAGCGCAGCUGAGAUCAGUGCUAGGGAAUGUCGGGGACGCGCAGACACCGGUGCCUUUACAGUCUGUUUUUCGUCGUCGUGAUGCUUUAGCGAUGUAGGUUUUCGAGACGCACAGGUGGGAGCGCCGUGUCUUCACACUAUAGUGCACUUGUUUCUCUUUCGGACUUCCACUGAUCGGUUUGGGUGAAACAACAGACUAAACAUGGAUACGCCGAGGGAAACCAGGAAACAAACAAUCAAAGCCAAAUCAACCAAGCGCAAGAUUAAGACGCACAAGUCCCAGAAGCUGUUCCGAAGGAAAUCGCUAAAAUCGCUUGGAAAUUUUAUGAGCAGGAUUGUCAAAACUUUGGGGACUUUGGCACACUUGGGGGACGCGGACCAGCCGGACGCGGCGGAGGAGGAUGAUGGUGGGUUUGGAGACACUCUGAGCGCCCACAACUCUGGGAAUCACCGAGAGAGCUCGCUGAGGAAGACCGCUGCGCCCUCAUCUUCUUAUGGGUCUGUCAAAGAAAGACUGUCCUGCUGUUACGGCGAGAAAACUCCGGGAGUUCAGGGUCUGAAGAACCAUGGAAACACCUGUUUCAUGAACGCCGUGGUGCAGUGCUUGAGUAACACGGAACUUCUGGCAGAGUAUUUGGGUCUGGAGCAGUAUAAAUGUGAAUUCAAUGAGCGGAAGAUCAACGGGACGAUGAAGAGUGAGGAGGUCAGGGGGGAGGUGACGGAGAAGCUGGCAUCGCUAGUGAGGGCGCUCUGGACGCUCGAUUACACGCCUCAGCUCUCAGUGGAAUUUAAGAGUGUUGUGUCCAAGUAUGGCUCUCAGUUCAAGGGGAACGCUCAACAUGAUGCUUUGGAGUUCCUGCUGUGGCUUCUGGACAGUGUACAUGAGGACGCCAGCCUCUCCACCAACAACAACCACAACGGCAAAACCAAAUCAUCCAGCAAGGGUCCUGUGGGAUUGGAAGAGAGUUCAUGCCCUGGCCCAGCAAACUCACAGCAGCCUGGAGCUCGACACAGUUUCGUACAAGAGCACUUCCAAGCUCAGUACAGGUCAUCAUUGACGUGCCCUCAUUGCCUUAAACAGAGCAACACUUUUGACCCUUUCCUGUGUAUUUCACUUCCAAUCCCACUGCGACAGACCAGCUCUGUGAUUUUGACAGAGAUUAACUCAAAUGGGUUCCAGCGCUCUUUCUCUGAUGAAGAUGAUAUGACGAGUAUCUCAGAGAGUGAUGUCAUCUACACCUUCCAGGCUCCACCCCUCUUCACAAGAGGACGCUCCAUGCGAUUCUCAGGGUUCCAUCACUCCCUCCCUUCCUCGCCAUACACUGCAGAGCCUGAAGGUCACAGGUUACCACCCUCAGGGACGUUAUCGUCAGAAUUCUUGAAUCAGGGUGGUUCUUCAAAGAUCCUCCUGUUAAUCUGCAAUGUUGCUGGGUCUGGCCAACAAGCUACAAGGUUUGGGCCUCCAAUCCUGGAGAGAGUAGAAAGGACUCUGUCUUGGGAUCAUCUGCAACAGUGUGUCUGCAAUAAGCUUUACUUAUUUCAGAAAAAUACAAUCAUAAAGACUACUGAACUGUUUAGGAUUCGUGUGGUGGGUGGGUCGGCUUCCUGCAGUUACCUGUCUCCCCACGACAGCAGACCUCUGUGCCACCCAACCGUGGAUAGGGCCCUGAAAUUAUGCGGUCCUGGUGGUCCUCUGCAUGUGAAGCUUGUGAUUGAAUGGGAGAACAGAAUCAAAGAAUGUCUCUUUGGUAACAUUCAAGAGGAAGUUAUUGAGGAUGCAGAGAGUGUGAGAAUCCAGCAGCAGAAUCAUGUACAGCAGCACAGCUGCACGCUGGAUGAGUGUUUUCAGCUCUACACUAAAGAGGAGCAGCUGGCGCCAGAUGAUGCGUGGAAGUGCCCCCACUGUAAGCAGAUGCAGCAGGGUAUGGUGAAGAUGAGCUUAUGGACCCUGCCUGACAUCCUCAUCCUGCACCUCAAGCGUUUUCGCCAGGUGGGCAAACGGCGAAACAAGCUCUCCACCCUCAUUCGCGUUCCGAUAAGCGGUCUGGAUAUGACUCCCCAUGUGGUGAAACGCAGUCAGAGCAUGAAGAAUCUGGCCCCGUGGCCUGCAACUUGGAAACAUGGCGAUACUGACUUCCUUUAUGACCUGUAUGCAGUCUGUAACCACCACGGAGGCAUGCAUGGAGGCCAUUACACAGCCUAUUGUAGGAACUCCGUGGAUGGCCACUGGUACAGUUAUGACGACAGCAGUGUGGAGAUUGUGCCAGAGGAGGAACUGUGCACACGAGGGGCAUAUAUCCUGUUCUACCAGAGAAGAAAUGUCAUCCCACCCUGGUCCGCCAACAGCUCGGUCAGAGGUUCCACCAGCUCCUCUAUGUCAGAUCACUGGCUCAUCCGUUUGAAUGGUGACAGUAAAAGAGGAAGUAUGGUAUCACGGUCUUCCACAACAUGCCCUUCUUCCAUCCCAGACUCCCCAGAGUCUCCCGUCUUUCAAAAUGAACCCUCAAUAGAAGAGAGAGUGUCUCUAGGUGGUUUUGAAAGCAGACCUUUAGUGCGAGGAAUCCAAGGGCGUAGCGUAAGCAUGAAAAGUCCCACCAAGACCAAAAUGCUCCCACUGCGAUGGUCCUUUGGAAACAAAGACCGCCACAAACCUGCCCAGGCUCCUGGCCAGGCUCCUGCAGAGCUGGUGGAGUAUUUAGAGUCUGGCAGAAGGCCAAGAUGCACCAAAGACCCCAUUGUUGCCCUAAUGACUCGACCUUCCGAUAAAGAAAGCGGUAAAGAAGAAGAUACAAAAAAAUCCACAGCCAAAUCUACAAGCCACAGCAGCCUCGGACGUCCAGAGUUUCUCAAAAUACCACGGAGUCAAGAAAGAAGUAGCUCAGAGAAAGCAAUGGGCCAACAACCCAGCAGCAGCAGUAGACCAAGAGAAGAUGGAACUUUGACCAGACGGAGCAGCAGAAAAUCAAAACAGGACAAAUCACAGUCCAGAAACAGCUCCGGCACAGAGAUCCAAUCCAGUUCCAGUGGUCCAAGCGGGUGGGAAACAGCGCAGAGGGAUGAUCCAGGCGAGGAGCGACAACAUCUGGAGGAGAAACAGAGAAAAGGGCAGGAGACAAAACAUCACGACAGUGUCUUUGCUUUUCUUAAAGGUGGUUUCAUGAAGAAAGACUCGCUUCGGAGGUCUCGAGACAGUGAAUCUGUGAAAAGGGGUGACGCAGAGGUGAAAAGCCCAUCUGGAGUUUCACUCUCCAAUGGGACACACAAAAAAACUUCAGAAGGUAAAGCUAAUAGCACUAACCAAGUUCGUAGCAGACUCGGAGAUGAAUUUGCAAAUGGCAAGGUGAGUCGUGGGUCAUCAGACAUCAAACGCUCACAAAGUUCUUCCAAUAUUCAAAGCAAGGCCGAUCUAAGCUUAAGAAGGACGGCAUCUCUACACAGGAACGGCACGUCAGCGGCUCAGCCGCAGAGCAUUCCUAUGGACAGGGGCUCUCAGAACACCCUGCAACGCACACGCUACAGCACAAACUCACUGGGUAGAAAGAAGGCAGUCCCUGAAUCGAGCUUCUGAGACUUACACCCAAGUAUCACAACAACGUAGCAAAUAUCUAAAAGCCCACGUAAGAACUAUGUUGAGAAAGUAAGGUUUGAAAUGAUGGCAGCACACUAUGAAGUUGCACAUACAUUUGGAAUAAGUGGAUGAUAUUUUUGUUCACUUUUCUCUGCUUAUAUGAAGUGCCUCUGAACCAGAACUAUUUUUUUUAUUUUUGUCAGAUUGUGUUUUGGCACUGGAAGUACAUUACACACUGGCCUCUGCACCAUGAUUUUGAAUUGAAAAAUGAUUUGCCUCGGAUUUGAUUUUUAUGUGCCACUAAAUAGAUUUAUCACCUGUAAUACAUGAAGGGAAUCGCUAUAUAUAUAUAUAUAACUUUUAUGAUUCUGUAGCUUGUACUGACUGGCUGCUAACCUCUCAUGGGUUUUCAUGACAUUUAUCAAAGAUGUCAGUUCUUGCACUUUCAGUGAAUUUAUUGCACCACUGUCUGACUUAAUCAUGCUCUCCGACCAAAACAUAAAGCUUAUUAAUUUUUGCUUGCUUUGCAGUAUGCAUUAAGACAUUUACGUAUAAAAUUAUCUUUAAAAAGUAUGAAAUCUAACAGAAUCUAAAGGGGUGAGAUACAGUAUCUUUCUAAUGCUCUAUCACAUAUGUACAAGGAUGGCAUGUUGACAACACAAUGUAUUAGACAGAACACCUUAGUAAAACACUGUCAUUCUGAAAAGCACAAUCACAACAACAUCACCUUAUCACCAGUGGUUUAAUCCAUCGCCUAAACCUAGUUUGAAUGCAGUAACAAGAAGCUGAUUAACUUAAAGGAUAGUACACCAAAAAAUGUAAAUUGUCAUUGUUUUCUCACCCUCAUGUUGUUCCAAACAUGUUUGACUUUUUUCAUUAAUAGACCACAAACAAGAUAUGUUAAGCAGGAUGUCCAUGCUGCUCUUUUCCAUUCAAAGAAAGUUAAUGGUAACCAGCAACUAUCAAGCUCCAAAAUGAUGACACCAUUAAGCCUUUAAAGCCUAUUUGAUACAUUUACAUUACCUCUAAAUUAUCUAUAUAAUCAAAACAUCACUAACAAACCUGUUCUACUUGUCCAACACAUUUGUCUGCCCUCUGAUUGAUGGUAUGUGCUUUUUAGCAAGUAUAAGGCCUUUUAGUAUAAUUGUAAAAAUGUCCACCUUCUGUUCGUGGUACAUGUCUUUUUGCUGUGAAAUCUAGAUUCUUAUAAAGUAAAUUUAAGAAUUACAUUUAUAGUGUUAUUAAUGUUUCAAUACUGGACGGAAGUUAGGUUUACACACACACACACACACACACACACACACACAGACACAAGUAUUAGUUAAUAAUGAUAGUCUUAAAUUCUUUUAAAAGUGCUUUUUUUUCUCACACAAAUUCAUCAUAUGGCUUCAGAACACUUGACAUUUAUCAGACUUGUAAGAUGGGCUACUUUUAGUGUGCUGUUCGAUAUAUUUGUAGGUUGACACCCCCAGUCAUCAUUGACUUUCAUUGUAUGAAAAAGAGCAGUGUGAAUAUUCUGCUAAAG